Helianthus annuus (common sunflower) is the source of this 978-nucleotide messenger RNA. Its product is annotated as bidirectional sugar transporter SWEET5. Gene Ontology annotation, biological process: carbohydrate transport. Gene Ontology annotation, molecular function: sugar transmembrane transporter activity. The record is from RefSeq and is a predicted model, not a curated record. Gene Ontology annotation, cellular component: membrane. Bases 1 to 816 code for a protein of 271 amino acids. NCBI's taxonomy places the organism in Eukaryota, Viridiplantae, Streptophyta, Magnoliopsida, Asterales, Asteraceae. The transcript has 6 exons.
AUGGGUUAUGAUGUGGCUGGGUUAGUUGGAGAGCCGUACAGGGGCAACGACAGCGGAGAAGGGUUGAAAGCAUCGGAUAGAGCUGUUUCCGGUAAAGUUUAUCUGGGUUAUCUGUUUUUGGGUAAAAUUUAUCCAGAUGAUGAUGAUCUGGGGUUAUUAACAAACAAAACAUUAAAAUGCAGCCCUACAUUCCUCAAAAUUGUCAAACUUAAAUCGGUACAAGCAUACAAGCCAGAUACAUAUCUAGCUACACUUAUGAACUGUUCAAUGUGGCUGUUCUAUGGUCUCCCCAUCGUUCAUCCCCACAGUUUACUUGUCGUCACGAUCAACAGUGCCGGCAUCCUCAUCACGCUAACCUUCUGCAGCAUCUUCUUCAUCUAUUCCUCAUGGACGUGUCGUAGAAAGAUGAUCAUAGUUUUAAUAUUGGAGGCUAUCGUUAUAGCAGCAAUGGUGACUGUUACUUUAACACUAUCCCACACACACCCUGCAAGAUCUAUGCUUGUCGGAAUCUUGUGUCUCGUCUUCAAUAUUAUUAUGUAUGCAUCUCCACUAACAAUCAUGAAAACUGUCAUAAGGACGAAGAGUGUCAAGUACAUGCCGGUUUGUAUAUCCAUUGGAAAUCUUUUAAACGGAUCGAUUUGGGUUGUAUAUGCAGCCCUUGAAUUUGAUCCUUUCAUCAUGAUUCCUAAUGCGGUUGGGGCCGUUUCAGGAAUGAUUCAAAUUGGAUUAUAUGUAAAGUACUAUAAAACUACCAACUGGAGCGAUGACCAAUCGCCUAACGAGAUUGAAAUGCCUCCGUCUGCAUCGAAUGCUUAGUCACAAAAGAAUUAACCUUAUAAGAUUGAACGUUGUUCUUCCAGUUGAUAGCGGUCGGAUAGUGUAUAUAUAUACCAGGUGUUAGUAGUCUCGACAUCAAUGUAUAUCUAUCAACGAAGGUUUUCAUCAUCAUCCUCGUUGCAGAGAAAAAUGUAGCUGGUU